Molecule: messenger RNA, 1823 nt
Organism: Trichoderma reesei QM6a
Lineage: Eukaryota; Fungi; Ascomycota; Sordariomycetes; Hypocreales; Hypocreaceae
Exons: 8
Coding region: 1-1524 (507 amino acids)
Source: RefSeq, a predicted model, not a curated record
AUGGGGCGCGAAUUUUGGGGAUGCGACGAUGCAGGAGCCACCCACAGAAAUCGCCAGGUUUCCGCGAAAGCACGUGAGACCCUCGGGGACCCGCCGGCAGCAAGGGUGGCCAAUCAGGGCGCGGAUGGCUCGUCUAGGGAUGACGCAACUCGUGCUAUUGGCCUGGAGAUCUCAGUUAUACACGAGGACGGACAGGCCAGCAACAUUGCGGCUUGCGUGCCGUCCUCUAUUGAAUACAGCGGAAGAAGCAGUAGGCUCUCCAUCUUGCAGCAGCAAUUCCCUACUUUCAAUCGAGCAAAAAUCUCGUUCCAAUUACUAAUGUCUCUGCUUCUUCAACUUAUCCGCCCGUUUUCUUCUUUCAAGCCGUCCAGUCUCGUCAAAUGGCCAAUGGCACCACAAUCGGGGCAUCACCUUGGUCCGACCGUCUUUGUCGUCAUCGCUCUUCCAGUCGCCGGCUUCCCGCUACCUAGGAUGAACAAAAACUGGAACGACAGGGCAGACAAGGAUCUCUUCUUCACCAUCCUGUGCUUCUUUGCAAUUGAGCCCACAGACGUUGUUUAUCGACGCUGCCCGACUUUUGUCGUCACAACAAUGUCUCUCGAGCCGCAAGUACUUGAUGUGUCCAUUGACCGGAUGGGCAUGUACACAUGGCAGCACUUUCAGGGACUGAGGAGGGCGCAGAACAAGGCCGAGGUGGACGGACCACAAUCCGAGAGUGCUAGACGCGCCGACCCUACCUUGAAUCCCAUCACCAGAAGACCGGGGCCUGGCCGGGGGCGCCCUCGCAAGUCUCAGGCCCAAAACGCAAGCCAGUCGGGUACAGAGGCCGCUGACGCUUCUCCUACUGCUUCUCCCGUUGGCGUCCCUACCACUGGUCCUGCUUCUGUUCCGGCGGUUCUUCCUGGCGGCAUGGUAUCUAGUUCUAUGGCUGGUCACAGCCCAGGCAUGGCCUCUCCUGGUGUAUCUCUCCAACAGCAACAGCAACAGCAGCAGCAACAGCAGCAGCAACUUCAGCAACAGCAGCAGCAACACCAAUUACAACAGCUCCAAUCUCAGCAGCUUCAACCGCAGCAGCUUCAACCUCAACACCAGCAUCAGUUCCAACAGCAGCAGCACCAGUUCCAACAACAGUUGCAGCAGCAUCAGGCACAGCUCCAACCGCAAAUCCAAACACCGCUCAAAACCGAGAUGCCCGAUGCUGACGGGAUAUCUGUCUCGGCUCAGACGCCUAAUGAUCUCACCUCAAAUCACCUCAUCGGGUCGGAACCUGGGUCGGCGACGUCUCAGGACCAGCUCCAGCUAGAUGCUGUGCAGAGCGGUGACGAAGAUGCCGAAGCAGAUGACCAUCCGGCCAAACGCCAAAGGCUCGACCCUCAUGAUCCUCACGACUCUCACGAUUCUCACGAUCCUCACGACCUCGGUCCGGACUCGACACUCGAUGAUGAAGCUGUGUUGGCGCUAGCUGCACACAACGGCGCGGAUGGCACGGAUCCAUAUCCCGCAGACUUCUAUAGGGAAGCUUAGUGACCUUCCUUCGUAUGGAUAUUUCUGCCUUGGGGCAAUGCAUGAUGCGCGUUUAGCGAGUUGGCUUAUUACAAGGUGUCUUUACUGAACAUUUGCAUCAUAUUUCGUAUUUCUGGGGUUUUGGUUGAGCACUUUUCUGCUGCAAGGGAGCUGGAAGUCUGCUUCGCUUUGCUUCUCACUUCCUUUCCUUGACUGGAGGGUGAUACAACAUGUGCUUUUCUGGAGUUGAUUCACAACGGGGUCAUAUAGCUUUAUCGACUUAGACGGAGAAAGGAGGUGGACUGGCGAAUGAUACAGCA